AUGUCUCUUGGCUACCUUCCCGGCUUCCUUCACAGCCAAUUCCUCGUGACGCCGCCGGUCCCGACUCAAGACUGCACUGGGAAGACUAUUGUGAUCACUGGAGCCAAUACAGGUCUGGGGAAAGAGGCUGCGCGCCGUUAUGUUAGGUUGAAUUGUGAGAAGCUUGUUAUUGCGUGUCGGAGCGUUGAGAAGGGCGAGGCUGCGAAGCAGGAGAUCGAGAGUUCCACUGGAAGGAGAGGUGUCAUCGAGGUCUGGCCAGUGGAUCUUCAGAGCUACGACAGUGUCAAGGAGUUCUGCAAACGGGUGAAGACGCUGAAGAGACUGGAUAUUCUGGUUGAGAAUGCGGGAGUCGCUACUGGGAAGUAUUACAAUGUUGGUGGGAAUGAGAGCACGAUCACGGUGAAUGUCAUUUCGACGUUCUUGAUGGCGCUGUUGUUGUUGCCGAAGUUGCAGCAGACCGGCCGCCAAUACAACACCAUCCCAACCCUCACAAUCGUCAGCUCGGAAGUCCACUUCUUCACCAGCUUCCCCGAACGCAAAUCCGCUUCAAUCCUCACCACCCUCAACACCGAAUCCUCCGCCAUAAUGUCCGACCGUUACAACGUCAGCAAGCUUCUCGAAGUCCUAGUCUGCCGCGAGAUCGCCCGUGAGCACUCCGCGGAGCAACUGGGCGUGACGUUGAACUUCGUCAAUCCUGGGUGGUGCCAUUCGGAGCUGAUGCGGGAGGUGACGAAUCCGUUUGUUAGAUUGCUUAAAAUGAUUAUGUGCAGAACGACGGAAGUUGGAAGCCGAACUUUGGUGCAUGCGGGUUUGCAGGGAGUAGAGACUCAUGGCAAGUUCAUGUCCGACUCCAAGAUCGCACAUUGUGCGCCCUUGGUUGAGGGCCCAGAGGGACCUGAAGUGCAGAGGCGGGUGUGGACAGAGAUCGCCGAGCAAUUGAACCAGAUCGAGCCAGGCAUCACCAAAGUUCUCGAUGCCCGGUAG
Fulvia fulva is the source of this 984-nucleotide messenger RNA. Its product is annotated as Short chain dehydrogenase atnD. The transcript is spliced from 5 exons. The record is from RefSeq and is a predicted model, not a curated record. The coding region runs from base 1 to 984 and encodes 327 amino acids. Lineage: Eukaryota; Fungi; Ascomycota; Dothideomycetes; Mycosphaerellales; Mycosphaerellaceae.